Octopus sinensis (East Asian common octopus) is the source of this 1164-nucleotide messenger RNA. RefSeq names its product telomere repeats-binding bouquet formation protein 2-like. Bases 165 to 890 code for a protein of 241 amino acids. The record is from RefSeq and is a predicted model, not a curated record. Gene Ontology annotation, biological process: meiotic attachment of telomere to nuclear envelope; homologous chromosome pairing at meiosis. Gene Ontology annotation, cellular component: nuclear inner membrane. The transcript has 7 exons. NCBI's taxonomy places the organism in Eukaryota, Metazoa, Mollusca, Cephalopoda, Octopoda, Octopodidae.
CAGGGUCCUCCUCUCCAACCCCAUCUUGCUCUUCAGAUGGUAUCUGAAAUAAGACAACAAACCGGGGUCAGAGAAGAAGGACCAGUGACAGCAGUCGAGUAGCAACUCCCUCGUUGGUUUGUUCUUAAUACUCACUGGCAACUAUUUUGCCUAUUAAUUCACUAAUGGCUGAAGAACAAGAAGAUAUGAAUAAAAGAGUAGGACGAGGUGCGAAGAUAUUUUCUGGCCUGAGUGCAUGGUUCUCAUCAAGUGUACGGCCUAUAACAACAGGAUUGUGGGUUGCUCUUGGAGGUAUGACACAUCCAGUUGAAAUUGCAGACUUUUUGUUCAGUUCUGAUGUCACAUCACCUGAUACUGCCAAAAUAUUCUCAAGUUCAAUUUACCAAGGAGAUUCAGUUGCCAUUGUUCACGCUUCGUACAUUCAUGCCUGCAUUUUAGCUGAAGAUAUAAUGAAAAUACCUUUGGGUCGUUAUAUUUUGUAUCCUAAAGCCUUCCAAGAGAUCUUUCUGAAUCCGAAAACCAGCAGUAGCUGUCAUUCCUUGAUAAAACAUACUGAAAAUAAUGACUAUUGUCAAAAUAAGAUGAAAUCAAUUCAUGAAGAAGAAGGAGGAGGAGGAGAUGACAAAAAUUACAGUGAUGAUACUGAAGAAGUUGAAGAGAACAAUCAGCCGAUAAAUAUGAAGAGUCAAAGCAAGAAUGAUGAAGAAACAUGUAUAAAAUCUAGACAACAGCAGCCUAUGGCAUGUUCACAUUCACAAGCAUCAUUUCAAUCUAAGUCCAGUGAGAAAACAAAUGAUAUUGUCAGCAUAAUGGAACUACAGAAGGCAUCAGGCCAUUUGGAAUUAUUUAUCCCAGGAAAAGCUGGAUGUCAAGUGAUGUAUAAAUCAUAAUUCAAAGUCAGCAUUGUUUUUUGUUUAUUUGUUUCAUUUAUUCCUUUUUGUUUACUUUUGUUCUUUUAAUUUCAUUUUUAUGAACUGACAGUGACUUGUUUUAUAUUCUUCCCUUCUGAAAAUGCUGCAUUCCAAAAACUGAACAAUUUCAUUAUAAUUUGCUUUGUUUAUUUUUUUUUUGUUUAUUUAUUUGCUGUUUAUUACGUGACAAAAUUCAAUAUACUAGCUGAAGAUUUUCAUUUGACAGAGAAUAAAAGAAAUCUUUUAAAAUCUA